ACCCUACCCUCGUCUCCUACAGCUCCUCCCCCAGCUCUAUGUCUGUGUCGGGCUACCUCUCUCACUUCCUUUCUCUCCUGCUGUGUGCUGGGUUGCGCAUGCCCUCCCUUCGUUCCUUAAUGCGUCCAUGAUAACGGCAAAAACAAAUCCUUGGAUAAUAAAAAUAUAAUAAUAACAAUCAAAGAUUGCUUUUUAGCCAAGAAUCUGUAGAGGUGUGGCAUGGAUAAGCAUCUGGGUUCUGUGCAGAUAAGUCCUCACCCUCUGAAUAUUUGGAAGGCCCAAGAGCAGUAUUUUCUGAGAAUGCAAAGGAACAAAGAGAAGAAAUCAAUGGAAAAGAUGGGAGAGUCAAAUCAGUGUAAGAGGAAACUGAGGGUGUGUGUGGCAACAUGCAACAGAGCAGAUUAUUCCAAGCUGGCCCCCAUCAUGUCUGGGAUCAAAUCCCACCCAGAAGACUUUGAACUAGAAGUUGUGGUGCUUGGUUCACAUCUCAUUGAUGACUACGGGAACACUUUUCGGAUGAUUGAGCAGGACGACUUUGACAUUGGCUCGAAGCUCCACACUAUUGUGAGAGGAGAGGACGAGGCUGCCAUGGUGGAAAGUGUUGGGCUGGCACUUGUAAAACUACCUGAUGUUAUACAGAGACUGAAACCUGACAUCCUGGUCGUACACGGUGACCGUUUCGACGCUCUCGCUUUGGCAACUGCUGCAGCAUUAAUGAAUAUUAGAAUACUUCACCUGGAGGGAGGAGAGGUUAGUGGUACAAUUGAUGACUCAAUCCGCCAUGCCAUCAGUAAACUGGCCCAUUACCACGCCUGCUGCACACGGAUGGCAGAGCAGCAUCUCAUCGCUAUGUGUGAGGACCACUCUCGUAUCCUCCUUGCUGGCUGCCCUUCAUAUGACAAGCUGCUAUUGUCUCAUCACAGAGAGGACUACAUGGAUAUCAUCAAAAGCUGGUUGGGUGACAAGGUCCAGGAAGGUGACUAUAUUGUAGCAUUGCAGCACCCGGUCACGACGGACAUCCAGCACUCUAUUAAAAUCUAUGGGCUGAUGCUGGAUGCGCUGAUUUCCUUCAACAAGAAGACUCUCAUCCUCUUUCCUAACAUUGAUGCCGGAAGUAAGGAGAUGGUACGUGUUAUGCGGAGAAAGGGGAUUGAGCAACACCCUAACUUCCGAGCAGUGAAGCACAUUCCUUUUGAGCAGUUCAUCCAGCUUGUGUCGCAUGCUGGCUGCAUGAUUGGAAACAGCAGCUGCGGGGUACGAGAGGCUGGGGCCUUUGGCACACCUGUCAUUAACCUGGGAACAAGACAAACAGGCAGAGAAACAGGUGAAAAUGUUUUACAUGUCAGAGAUGCCGACACUCACAAUAAAAUCUACCAUGCUCUGGAGCUGCAGUUUGGAAAGAGAUACCCCUGUUCCAAGAUUUAUGGUGAUGGCAACGCAGUGCCUCGUAUUCUCAAGUUUCUCCGUUCUAUUGACCUGGACGAGCCUCUCCAAAAGACCUUCUGCUUCCCUCCUGUGAAAGACCCGAUUUCCCAGGACAUUGAUCAUAUCCUAGAGACCCAAAGUGCUUUGGCCGUCGACCUGGGAGGGACCAACCUCAGAGUGGCCAUUGUCUGCAUGAGGGGCACCAUAGUGAAGAAAUACAGCCAGCCCAAUCCAAAGACUUUCGAGGCCAGAAUGGAACUCAUAUUAAAGAUGUGCAAUGAUGCCAUGCGGGAUGCUGUGGGCCUUAACUGUAGAAUACUUGGUGUCGGAGUGUCCACUGGUGGGCGUGUAAACCCCCAAGAUGGUGUGGUCCUACACUCCACAAAGCUGAUUCAGGAGUGGUCUUCUGUGGACCUAAGAACGCCCAUAUCAGAUGCUUUACACCUACCCGUCUGGGUUGACAAUGAUGGCAACUGCGCUGCACUGGCAGAGAGGAAGUUUGGUCACGGCAAAGGAGUGGAGAACUUUGUCACAGUCAUCACAGGAACAGGUAUUGGAGGAGGAAUUAUCCAUCACAAUGAGUUGGUCCAUGGUAGUACCUUCUGUGCUGCUGAGCUGGGUCACAUCAUGGUUUCGCUGGAAGGCCCAGAGUGUAUGUGUGGCAGCCGUGGCUGCAUAGAGGCCUAUGCAUCCGGGAUGGCCCUUCAGAGAGAGGCCAAAAAACUGCAUGAUGAGGAUCUGUUGAAGGUGGAGGGGAUGGAUAUGAAACUCUCAGAGCCAAUCACUGCUGCACAUCUUAUCAGUGCAGCCAAAAUGGGAAACUCCAAAGCCGACGCUGUUCUGACCAAGGCCGCCACUGCACUGGGUGUGGGCAUCAUCAACAUCCUCCACACAGUCAACCCUUCACAGGUGAUUCUGUCUGGAGUCUUGGCCUCUUACUACCAGGCGCCAGUGCAGCAUGUCAUCUCGCAGAGAGCGCUCUUCUCUGUCCAAAACAUCAAGGUUGUAACAUCAGACUUGGAAGAACCAGCUUUACUUGGAGCAGCCAGCAUGGUGUUAGACUAUGCAACCAGAAGAAUAUAUUAAAGAACAAAAUCAUUAAAACCUGCAAGGCAGUUUUGUCCCUGUGGUCUAACAAACAUACAAAUACAGUUAUUAUUCUCCAAAGUUGAAGUCUGUUAGUCAGAUUAAAACCUGGAAACACAUGUGAAGUGGGAGUGGGUCUAGUGCACGGGCCAGAAAUCCUAAUUCUCUUUUAUACAGUGCCUAUAGUAUCGAGGUUGAAUUAAUCUCCAAAACUUAUCUGUACAAGCCAGAACCUUCCUUCUGUGCUUGUGGUGUGGAUGGAUGGAAUAGUCUAUUUAUAGAAACCUUGUGACCAAAUUAUAGCUGAAUCUUGCUUCUGUUGCUUUCUUUCUAUUGUAACUUUAGUUUUCUAUCAAUUUCGUGCGGAUGUUGCAUUUCCAAUUGUAUCUGUUUUCAACAUUACACAAUUUACAUUUUUAUUUUUUUUUUGUAUGUGUGUUGUUGUUGUUCUUCUUCUUCUUCUUCUUCUUCUUCUUUUUUAUUAAUGAAAUAAUCUAAAAUGGUAUUAAGUAACUUUAAAUAUACACCAAUCUGUCACAACAUUAAAACUACUGUGAGGUGAAGUCAGUAUCAGCAAUUAUCAAAUUGUUCCUUUGUUGAUAUUGUUGGCACAAACAACUCACUUACAUGAAGAACACCCAACAAUGCGAUAGUAGUCCCCAACAGCAGCACCAGCCUUGCCUUACUACAAAGAUUCAAAGGAACCCACAAGACCUAAAGGAUUCACCAUCAACAACAUGGUGUCAGAUACCACAUGACACUCGUAAAGUUUAAAAAUCUUUGCCCCAUUUAGAGGACAAGUGGGACAUGCAGAGUACUAGGCAGGUGGUUUUAAUGUUGUCGGUGUUUGGUGUAUAAUAAACAUGAUUAAAACUGCUUUGGAUCUAUGGAUGCUAUAGUAUGAUAAGAGGUUGGGGGGUUGUUUGUUUGUUUUAUUUAAGUUUUUCCCAGGCUUGUUAUGAAAACGUUAUUCUUCUGAAGAUGUACAACGUGGUUUUUAUGUACACCUAUAUACUGCAUUGCACAUUACAUGCUAUUUGUAAGUUUUAAAUACAUUUCUGUGGAUGUUUGUUUAAUAUUCAUUGAGAAAAUAAGUUUUAGACAAUUGUAUGAAAUAGACUGAAGUUAAUUAAGUAUUUAUUAUUCAACUUUUUAGUUAGUGUCCAAAGAAAAAUUGAAACUGCACAGCAGUUCAAACAUUUUUUCUUUGCAUCCUUGAAAUGUUACAGUGAUUAUACAUCUAAGGUGUCAUUUGACCAGAUUAAAAUAUUUACUGUUUAGAAGGCAAAAUGUUGAAACACCUAUUUAUUCAAUUUUUUCUUUUUCUUUUUUUUUAAAUUAAUUUUCAAAUUUUGAUGUCUUCAGUUUUGUUUUAAAACUUAUAAAUGUUUAAUUUAUGCAUUAAACAUGCAUUGAGGUCUUUAGGAGUUUUUCACCUGAAAUGCUUUUCCAGUGGACCUGAAGGAAUUCCUACAAAUGUUGAGCACUCGAUAGUGGCUCCUCUCCUAUCUAUUGACCAGAUCAGUUUUAAUAUUGACGAACAAACACUGAACACUGCUUGUUAACGCAAAUAUCUAAUCACGUCACAAAGCUCAGAACUUCUUAAACUUGUUUCAUGAACACGCCAGUGUAGUCAAAAAAACCUCCAAAGUCACCAGAUCUCAAUCCAACGCAGCACCUUUGGGAUGUGGUGGAAGGGGAAGACUGGCUUCAUGGAUGUCUAGCCGACAAAUCUGCAGCAACUGCGUGAGGCUAUCAAUAUGGACCAAGAUGUUUAUUUUAUCUUGUUGAAUCUGUGCUACCAACAGUUAAGCCAGUUUUGAAUCUAAAAGGCUGUUGAUAUUUGUGUAAUAAAGA
Molecule: messenger RNA, 4368 nt
Organism: Pelmatolapia mariae (spotted tilapia)
Lineage: Eukaryota; Metazoa; Chordata; Actinopteri; Cichliformes; Cichlidae
Gene: gne
Product: glucosamine (UDP-N-acetyl)-2-epimerase/N-acetylmannosamine kinase
Exons: 15
Coding region: 220-2511 (763 amino acids)
Biological process (GO): UDP-N-acetylglucosamine metabolic process
Molecular function (GO): UDP-N-acetylglucosamine 2-epimerase activity; N-acylmannosamine kinase activity; hydrolase activity, hydrolyzing O-glycosyl compounds
Source: RefSeq, a predicted model, not a curated record